GGCUGUCGGGCCUGUAGUCCCCACACUGUAAACAGAGCCGAACCGUUUCAAAAUCACCGUUCCGUUCCUAUAAAUGUUUGGUUUCAGGAGAAAGUCUGCUGUCACGAGCCACGGCUGAGAUUAGUUGCCGUGGUAACGUUCGAUCGAUGUCACGCUUAAAACGACGGUGGCUGAAGUUUGAUGACGGCAAGCUAACGUUAGCUUAAAGCUAAAACUCGCUAUGUUUUUAAUGGAGCUCUGUUCGGCUGCUCGUCUCCGUGUGUGAAAGCGGUUCGGUUCGAACCGGGGGCUUCCACGAUGAGCCGCUCUGCGGUGUGACUGGAAGAGGAUGGCUGCAGAGCUGUUCCCCACCAAGAAACUGGUGUCCUCCUCUAUCCAGAACCAGCAGAACGUGAGCAACAACAACUCCGCGCAGGGCUGCUGCAGCUGGCAGGGCCUGUACCCGACCAUCCGGGAGAGGAAUUCAGUCAUGUUUAACAAUGAGAUGAUGGCAGACGUUCACUUUGUGGUCGGACCACCAGGCGGGACACAGAGAGUCCCGGGUCACAAGUACGUCCUGGCAGUUGGUAGCUCCGUGUUCCACGCCAUGUUCUACGGCGAACUGGCUGAGGACCAAGAGGAAAUCCGGAUUCCUGACGUAGAGCCGCCAUCUUUCCUGGCUAUGCUGAAGUACAUCUACUGUGAUGAGAUCGAUCUGUGUGCUGACACAGUGCUCGCCACCCUCUAUGCUGCCAAGAAAUAUAUCGUGCCUCAUCUGGCCCGGGCCUGUGUCAACUUCCUGGAAACGAGCCUAAGUGCCAAGAACGCCUGUGUGCUGCUGUCUCAGAGCUGUCUGUUUGAGGAGCCAGACCUGACGCAGCGCUGCUGGGAGGUGAUUGACGCCCAGGCCGAGCUGGCACUGCGCUCUGAAGGGUUCUGCGACAUCGACGUCCAGACGCUGGAGAGCAUCCUACAGCGGGAGACGCUAAACGCCAAAGAGAUGGUGGUGUUCGAAGCUGCUCUGAACUGGGCCGAGGCUGAGUGUCAGAGACGAGACCUGCCCCCGACCAUCGAGAACAAGCGGUUGGUCCUGGGGAAGGCCAUCUACCUGAUCCGGAUCCCCACCAUGGUGCUGGAGGACUUUGCCAAUGGCGCGGCCCAGUCUGGUGUUCUGACCCUGAAUGAGACCAAUGACAUCUUCCUGUGGUACACGGCCUCCAAGAAACCAGACCUUCUGUUCUGCACAAAACCUCGGAAAGGCCUGUCGCCGCAGCGCUGCCAUCGCUUCCAGUCCUGCGCCUACCGCAGCAACCAGUGGCGGUACCGUGGCCGCUGCGACAGCAUCCAGUUUGCAGUAGACAAGCGGGUUUUCAUCGCCGGCUUUGGGCUUUACGGGUCCAGCUGCGGUUCCGCCGAGUACAGCGCCAAGAUUGAGCUGAAGCGUCAGGGGGUACCGAUGGCCCAGAGGAUCAUCAAGUUUUUUUCUGGCGGAUCCAGCAACACCUUUCCGGUCUGGUUUGACUACCCGGUUCAGAUCGAACCCGACACCUUCUACACAGCCAGCGUGGUUCUGGACGGCAACGAGCUCAGCUACUUCGGCCAGGAAGGCAUGACAGAGGUUCAGUGUGGGAAAGUGACCUUCCAGUUCCAGUGCUCCUCGGACAGCACCAACGGAACCGGCGUGCAAGGAGGCCAGAUCCCAGAGCUCAUCUUCUAUGCCUGAUUGGGUUGGGUCCUGCUGUGGUUCUUCAGUCGUGUUAAGAAGUACCUGGGCAGCCAGGAAGCUCCUGGACUCGUCUCAGAACCCGAGGAUGGUUUCUGAGGUGGAACACAAGCUAAGUUCUGCUGGUCCAGUUGAUGAAGACUUGUGAGGUUUCUGCUCCUCUAUGAACUCGACAUGUUUCAGUCUUAUUGACAUCAGAACCAGCCUGUUGGGCUGUUUUCUGCGGUGGAUGAAUACAGAACCGGGUCUGAUCUGCUAACUCUUAAAUGAAGGAAACAGCCAUGCAGACAUCCUGUCAUCGAUCGAUCAGCCUACUCCGUUACUUGGCCAGCAGCACAUCAGAAACCCGAAUUACAGGUUCUGGUAGUGAUCGUUUAAACAAUAGCAACAAUAAUGAUAAAUACCGCUGGGGUCUGAAACUCGGAUGCUCUGAAAUGUAAUUUUGUUUUUUCUCAUAAAUACAAACUUUUGUCAUGUUGAUUUGAACUUUUCUAACAAACGCGGGGCUUUUCUUCUGGAGCAACACCAAACCUGGAGCUUCUGCACCGCCUACAGUUAAACACCUGGAGCUGAGAGGGUUCGGGUCCUUCUGAGGCUGAUCUGAGACGCUGCCAUGUGCAGCUCUACCUCUACAACGAGACCCCCCCCCCCACGCCCCCGUCGGGCUCACCAUCCAGCCGUGGCACUGUUGCAGCUUUAACUGGAUCAUUCUGCCGUGUUUUCAGACUUUCACUGUGAGAUGUUUGUGAAGUCUAGAUUUUUCAGAAACUUGUUUUUAGUUUCAUUUUAAUUUUAGAGGCCUUAAUGAUUAAAUGUUCACCUGUUAGGAACCUGAGGAACUGUCCUGCUGCUGACUGAAGGACUUUAAGCAGCAAGUCGGUGGUUUGAAACCUGUGCAGGUGUUCAAACGCUGAAUGAUCCAUUUCCUGGCUGUCUGUGUCCAUAUGGUCGUCUGUCCGUCCUGAAGGAUUUGAACUCUUCUGUUGUUGUUAUUCUGUGUCUUGAAUUAUUGCUGUUUGGUUCUGACCCGUCAUGCCUGGUUCUGUUUAUGUAAUCAUUGAAAGUCAUUUUCUGGUCUAUUCCAGCCUGAAUGUGUCGGUGGCCUUAUCAGAUUUGGUAAUAAACUCUAUAAUGCUCCA
Nothobranchius furzeri (turquoise killifish) is the source of this 2841-nucleotide messenger RNA. It is a transcript of the gene btbd3a, whose product is annotated as BTB (POZ) domain containing 3a. The record is from RefSeq and is a predicted model, not a curated record. Lineage: Eukaryota; Metazoa; Chordata; Actinopteri; Cyprinodontiformes; Nothobranchiidae. Gene Ontology annotation, biological process: dendrite morphogenesis; neurogenesis; cerebral cortex development. Gene Ontology annotation, molecular function: protein binding. Gene Ontology annotation, cellular component: cytosol.